Molecule: messenger RNA, 238 nt
Organism: Dentiscutata erythropus
Lineage: Eukaryota; Fungi; Glomeromycota; Glomeromycetes; Diversisporales; Gigasporaceae
Source: the annotation of a GenBank genome assembly
AACUACCGGCAAAAUAAAUACCGAAAUCAUCAACUUCAAUAAUGCAAGAAAAGUAUCAAUCACUGAUGAAAAAAAAUCAACACCAGUGAUGCAAGAAAAAUGUCAACCACUGGGGAAAGAAACACUGACACCAACGACACAAGAAAAGGCACUAGCCACUGGCAAAAGAAGCCCCAAAAUAAACAACACCAAUGACAUGAGAAAAGACACCAACUACCGGCGAAAGAAGCAGCACUGA